AUGAGAAUAGAGGGAUAAUUAACACAACCCUUCCUCUUAGUACUGUAAUUAAAGGUGUUGUAUUUUGAUUAAGUUACAAUCUCUUAAGUACUCUUUCUAAUAAGAAAUAGAUUAGAAUUCGUAUUUCAGAAUAGAGGGUAAUCUAUAGAUUUUGAUAUUAUUGAUACAAACUUUUAUUCUGAUCGCACCAAUCCUAUAAAGUUAUAAUGGUCAAGUGAUAACUUCCUCAAAUUUGAUUUGAACAAUGUUAAUAUUUUUGACUUGAUAAUUAAAAAUUCUCUCAUUUUUUCAAUCAUAAGUUCCGAUGAAGGUGAACUUAUUACUUUAAAGAAUUUACAGCUGUCCAAUUGCAUCUUUAACAAUUCAACUUUACUAUAUUUCUCGAAUAUGCGUAGAUUAAUCAGAAUUGAUAGUCUUAUAAUUACUACAUGCUAAUUUUAUAGUUCAUCAAUCAUAACAAUCAAUUUAAACUCCAAUGAAUUUGCAGAUAUAUUUAUAAAUAAUGUAGAAAUUAAGGAUUCUUUCUUUUAAGACUCAAAUUUCCUUAACAGCAAUGGUAAUUCAACUAUUAAUGUUAAUAAAUUUUCACUUACCAAAAGUUCACUUAAUGGUUGUAGGAUGAUUUCUUUCAGUAAAAGCUUCUAUUUUCAUGAUAUAAUAUUGAAGGAGAAUCUUUUAAAAGAUACGUAAUUUUUGGUUUCAUUAGCAACUACAUUUAUGGAUUCAGAAAUUAGGAUAAAUAAUUUUAUCAUUUUAGAAAAUCAAGUUUCAAAUUUCUCUGCUUUUAUUACAGAAGUAAAGUAUGAAAACAAUAAUGUGAAUAUAAAGUUAGAAGAUUUUCUCUUUGAGAACAAUAUUCAAGAUCCUGAAGAUCAUUAUUAGUUUCUUCUUAAAUUGACUUGUUAUACUUUAUAAAUCAAUAAUAUCGAAUUGAAAAACACCUAUGAUGUGAGAUUUUUUUCUAUAUUUGCUACUCCUAUAAUAAGAGUAGAAAACAUGCUAUAUGAGAAUUAGAAUUAAUAAGAAAAAGUUGCAAUCAAGUUUGGUUGUUUGCAAAAUAAUUAAAUAAGUUCACAAUUACUAUUAGUAUCAGGAUUCUCUAACUUAAUUUUUUAAUAAAUUUAGAUUAUAAAUUAAUUUAGCAUAGAUUAAUCUAUUAUCUCUAUUCAAUCUAAUCCUUUGAUUAACUUUAAUGCAAUAGAAUCUAUAGUGAUUAGUCAUGUCACUUUUCUAGGAAAUAUUCUAAUAAAAUAAAAAUUAGGUUUAUAUUAUUCCUUAAUUUAAAUUUACUCUGAAAAAACUCAAAUCUUAUCUAUGAACAAUGUAAAUUUUAAAGAAAAUAUGUUUCAUUAAUACUUAACUGAUCCUUCUGAUAAUUAUGCCAGCCUUAUUCUUAUCAAUUCUGUAUAAGGAAAAAUAAUUAUGACAAAUAUAAUAUGCUCUUCCAAUGCUCUGACUAAUUCAUCCAGUUCAUUCAUUUCCAUCUUUUCAAAUACUAUUACUUUUGAAACCUUCUAAACUUUAAAUCAUAACUACCUUGAGGCUGAAAUAUGGAGCAAAUAUUAUCAAGUGUAAAUUUCAAAUUAAUACACCUAAAACGAAAUUACUUAGAUAAUUAAGAAUGCAUUUAAUAUUGAAACAAUAGGUGGAGCUCUAUAGAUUACAUCUACAUAAUUGAAUUUCGCUAAUGGUUUAUUUAGUAAUAUAAUUGCAGCGAGUAGCUUAAUUUUUAACAUCAAUUUAUAAGGUAAUGGAAUUGUAAUUAUUAAAAAUUGUGAUAUCCCAAAUGCUUAGACUUAAUCUAUUUCAUCAUCUUAGGUAGAUGGAGCAAUUACUAUCAAUGCUAAGGGGAGCUUAUUAGCUGUGGAGAUUGAAAAUCUAACUUUGAAGGAUGUCUAAGAUAAACUAUCAUCUGCGAUUUUUUCAAUUUAUCCAUCCCCUACUAAGAAUGACAUAUUAUUAAACAAGAUAUAUGCUCAGAAUUGCUUUUCUCUUAGUUCGAUUUUGAAAAUGCUGAUUAUGGAUUAAGUGUCAAUUUAGAACUUACAUAUUAGUUAAACUGAUACCGCACUCUUUUUGUACUUACAAUCGAUUGGAACUCUUAAUCCUAUAGAAAUCUAAAAAGUAAUCUCAGAUAAUGCUAUUAUAAAUAUCAUUGGAUGCAAGUUAGAGAUGAAAGGAUUUUAAAUUGAAGGUAUUAUAUUAUCAGGAAUUAUAAAAAUUGUGGAUUAUAAUGAGAUUUUCUUUGCUAAUUCUAAUUUCUAUAAUAUUUCGACAUUUUAUCCAUUAAAUAUACUAGAAUUCUCUUAGAGCAAUCUUUUAGGCGCAAAUUUACUUCUAAAUAAAAUUUCAAUAUUAAAUGUAAAUUCAUUUUCAACCAAGAAAACUUAACUAAAUUACAUAAAUUCAAAUGUUCAAUUAAAUAUUAAUCAAUAUACCUUCAUAAGUAAAGAUGUAACGUAAUCUAAUUCAGAGUAAAUUUCAAUCAAUCAAUUUUUUGAAGAAAUUUUGGCCAAUUCUAAUUAAAAAGGGUCUUUGAUCCAUUUGAAAAGCAUCACAAAUCAAACCUAAUUUUCGCUUAGAAAAAUCUCAGUUAUAAAUAACGACUGUUAGCAUUGUUGGAAUGGUUUAAUAUAUUUCGAAUUGACAGAUAUAAAAGUAAUUAAACUUAAGGAAAUCAAUUGCCUUAUGAAUUUUAUCAAAUCAUAUGGGUGUAUUUUAGCAAUAUCAGAUAGUAGCUUGGAUAAAUAAAUAUAUAUUGAUCAUUCAAUCUUUAUGUCAAACCAUGGAACUAAAGGAACAGGAGUAUAAGUGUAAAACUUAAGAGUUGCUUUGCAAAAUACAAGAAUUAUUAAUAAUAUUGCCGAUGAAAAAGGAGGAGGCAUUUAUUUUAAUUAAAAUUCAUAAAGAUUCUUAUUAAAUUAAACUCUAAUUUGUUAGAAUUAAGCAUAAGAAGGAGGGGGUGUUUAUCUAGAGGGGAACAGCAGUUUGAAUGUGGAAAAUUUCAAAUAAUCAAUCAUUUUAUUUAAUUUUGCUGAUGUAUCAUCCAGCAAUAUCAACGAAUUGCCCUCUCAUUUAGCCUUGUAGAUUAAUUAUCAAGAAAUGCAUUCUUAGAGGCAAUCCUUAAACAAUGAAUCAGUGUAUGUAUUAUAACUAAAUCCUUAUAAAAUCAUAUCCCAAGAUCAUAUGAGAAGAACCAAUUAUUUAACUAUACCUAGUGGCCAAACUCUAAUUAAUUAUCAACUUUAUAAUCCUAAGAUUCAGCAAUACAUAGCUUACUUUAAUGAGAUUUCUAUCAUUUUAAAAAAUAGCAUGAAUGAGUAGUAGACUCUAAACCUUAUCAAUUCCUCAUGUAAUUUAACUUAAUAAUCAUUUGAUGUCAGCACCUAUUCACUUUAAGAAACCACACAUACAUAAGAAAUUGCUUACGAUUCAAUUAUUCAUAAGUUUAACAUUGGAUUAUCUAAGUUCAAUUUUGACCCAUAUACCUAGAAUGAUAAAAUAUAAGAAAUACUAAUCCAAUGCAAAACUGAAUAUUAGGAUAGUGUAUUUUCUUAUAAAAUGAGGGUCAAAAGCUUUUUCUGUCAAUUAGGUGAAUUUUAUGUUUCUGGUGGUUGUUAAACAUGCCAAUCAGAAUAAGGGUUUUACUCUGUUACUUACAAUACUACAAAAUGCUCUAUUUUUGAUAAAACUAAAGUCGAUGCGAUUACUUCAAAUAAAAUUUAACUCAAACCAGGUUAUUGGAGACCUAAUUAUAUCUCAGAUUAUAUUGAACUCUGCUAUAAAAGUACAAGUAAAUGUUUGGGAGGCUGGGCUAUAGGUGAUAAAACUUGCAAUAAGGGACAUCUUGGAGGUUUAUGUGAAGAGUGCGAUAAAUUUAAUCUUAGAGGAGAUGGCCAGUUCUUCAAGAACUAAUAAUAAUUGGAAUGUUAAUAAUGCUAAGAGCUUUUAAAAAGAUUAAUAGCUUUCUUAUUGAUAUCAUUUUGGGCUAUCUUAUCAACUCUCUUAACCAUCAAAAGUAUUGAAAAAUCUAACUAAUUAUUCACUUCACUUAAAUUAAAAUAAAAGUUUGCAGAUAUUCUAUUCAAUUUGAAUCAAGAUCAUGAGAGUAUUUUACUUAAGUUAUUUUUAAAUUAUAUUUGGAUAUUUUCUCUUAUUUUUACUUUUAACAUUCGAUUUUCAUUCUCUUUAGGCUUUUUGAAAUAAUCAAGUGAUACAUCUUAUUUUAUGGCUAAUUAUUUUGAAUGCUUUUUGUCGGAAAUACAUGGUACCGAAUUGAUUUACAGCAGAAUUAUCCUUACUAUAGUAUUAAUAAUAUCUUAAAUUAUAAUAAUCUAUUUAGGAUUCUAACUACUUUCUUUAUUAACAGAUUAUAAAUAUCAAAGCAGAAUUCUCUCUAUAACUAUUCUUUAUCUGUAUAUUUAAAAUUAUGCAUCAGUGAUCAAUUAAUUCUUUUCGAUAUUGGCAGCUAGAACGAUUUCUUAAAUCGACUAUAUCUAAGGGGAUGUGUCCUUACUGUAUGGCACUAAUACUCAUAUUAAAUGGAUAUAUGGAUUUGUAGUGCCUGGGUCUGUGUUGCUAGUAAUAAUAUUACCAUUUUCUAUGUACACUUACCUUUUCUUCAAGAAGGAUAAGCUUAAUAAAAUUAAAUAUAGAAGACACAUUGGGUAUCUAUUUAAUGAGUAUUCUGGAAAAACCUACUUUUGGGAGUGGAUUAAAUUGUGGAAGAAAACAAUUAUUAUAAUUAUUCUAAUUUAUUUUGAAACUGAUAUAUUUCUGAAGGCUACAUUAUUAGGGUUGUGCUUGUUGAUCUAUUAAUUCAUAUCUUAACGAUUCAAGCCAUAUCACCUUCAAAGAUUCAAUCUAUUGGACAUAUAGGCUGGCUAGCUUUGUUCCAGUGCAAUAUUUCUAGCAGCCGUGAAAUAUAUAUGUGAUUAAUAAGACAAUUCAAUAAUUUCAGGUGUCAUUUAAACUAUAAUCAUAUUGAUCAGUUUAGUACUGAGUUUCCCAUUUGUUAGAGACAUCCUAAAAGUCUAUUACAAGAAGUUAAAACCUCAGAUAUUGUCAUCUUUGCUUUCAGUAUUCCUUGCCUCUUAACCUAAUUCUAAAUAUACUAAAUAUUUAUCAAAAAACCUAGAACAUUUAAAAUAGAAGGAAGAGAGAGUUAAAAACAAUUUUUACAAAUUAAGAUAGGCUUUUUUUAAAAAGAAAUACAAAGAAAAUUAUUAGUAAAUUAUUCCUUUAAUAUUAGAUUAAAUAUCAAAUUGA
Paramecium tetraurelia is the source of this 5268-nucleotide messenger RNA. RefSeq lists its product as uncharacterized. The record is from RefSeq and is a predicted model, not a curated record. Lineage: Eukaryota; Ciliophora; Oligohymenophorea; Peniculida; Parameciidae. The transcript is spliced from 5 exons.